CUUCUCACUGGCAAAAAUGUUGCUGAAAAUGGAAGAAAUGGUACCUGAAAAAAAGAAUGAAAUGAAGAAGACUAGUAAUUUUGUAGCUGGUGUUUCAAAGAAUGGAGAAUAUGAAACAGCUGUAGCUCUAGAGAAACAGGAGGAUCUGAAGACCACAUCGAAAUCCCUUAUUGAGCUGGAAGAAGAGAAACAAAUAAAGGAAAAACAGCUAAAAUCAGAGCUCCUUAAGAAAAAACUAGAGGAACGGCCAAAGUUGGAUAAUUUGGAAGAUCUACAAACAAUUAUUAAUCUGAAAAAAAGAAAACGAGUCAAAAAAGUGCAUGUUCCUGUUGUCAAGGAACCAGAGCCAGAAGAAAUUAUUGAAAAUGUGGAUCAGACAACAUUCUUCAAAGCAGCAUUGGAUAAUAAAAUGCCAGUCAUUGAAAAAUACUUAGCAGAUGGAGGAGACCCAAACACAUGUGAUGAGUAUAAGCGCACAGCUCUGCACCGAGCCUGCUCAGAAGGACAUACUGACAUGGUGGAGAAAUUAAUUGAAGCUGGUGCGAAUAUUGAAUUUAAAGAUAUGCUUGAAUCUACAGCCCUGCACUGGACAUGUCGCGGUGGAAGUGUUGAGACGUUGAAGUUAUUGCUGAACAAAGGAGCAGCCAUUAAUGCUAGAGACAAGUUGCUCAGUACUCCCCUACAUGUUGCAGUCAGGACAGGGCACUAUGAAUGUGCUGAACACCUCAUUGCCUGUGAAGCAGACUUACACGCCAGAGACAGAGAAGGAGACACACCAAUGCAUGAUGGGGUGAGAUUAAAUCGCUACAAAAUGAUGAGACUCCUGAUUCUAUACGGAGUGGAUCUAAACAUCAAGAACAGUGCUGGGAAGACCCCCAUGGAGCUGGUAAUGCAGUGGCAGAAUGGGGCAAAAGAGAUAUUCAAUGGGCUCCAGAGUAAAUCCUACAAAAACUCACACAUUUCUAAAUUCUAAUGAAGAAUAUUUCCAUCGACAGCACUGAAGCAUUCAUAGAGACAGGAAUCUCUGAAAGGCAUUAAUGUGCACAUAGGUUUCCUGCUUUAAUGAACCUAUGGUUUAUGACUAUUCCAAUUUUUUCUAAUUAAUUUAUUGCACUUUCAUUUUUUAAAUCUGUAUUGUAUUUAAUGUUUGCAAAAACAUAUUGCAAUUUCGCUUCUUACUAAUAUAAACUUAUAUAUAUUUAUGGCUAAAAUGUACUAAAUAUUUCUAAGUAUUCUAAGUAUCAUUGAACAGACAAAGCUUCCGCACAUAUUCAUACUUGGCUGUCUGUUGAAUGGAUGAUUUAUUGCAAUACAGAAAGACUUUGACCAUUGAGGAGACUGCCAGAGGUAGAUUCCUGGCUGGAUGUGAAGUUAUAUUUAAUGCUAAAUGGCAGAAGCUCAUUGGCUUUUAAAUGAGCUACAGAGGCUUAAUGAGAAAGUUUGGCAGUAAAAGGAUAUGGAGAAACAAAAGUCACAGUCCAAUUGGCUUUUGGCAAAGAGAUCCAAGUCAUUGGACUGCAGUAUAUGUGUUUAAAAGCCUGUACAACUGCACCUCUCAUUGACAGAAACCGGUCAAUGAGAAACCUGUUAUGUUCACAAGGCUUCCAAUGGCUGUGACCUGAAGAUUCUAGAUGGAACACAAGGAAUGUUAAACAAAGGACACGAGGAGAAUUUGCAAUGGCAAAUAAGAAUGUAGAACAGUGUGAUGUUCAUUUUUUUGUAUAUUUGUAUUGCAUUUUCUGUACAUUUUGUAUGAUGUCCCUAUAUCGAUGAUACAGUUCUUGAUGUUAUACACUUUAUUGUAACAUAUUGUUCUAGCAAUGGAUAAUGAACAUGAAUUCUUAUGAAACCAUUGAGAUACAGUACAAAGCAAGUUAAAAUGUGGAGCUCCCGGACUGUGCUUUUAUUUAUAGCACGUAGGUAUGAAGCUCACAGCACUGUACAGCAUCUCAAAUUUUACAAUGAGUUCUUAUACUUUACUUAACUGGCAAAUGCAGGUCAAGGCCCUACAUAUCACUGGGCAUCUUUUGACAAAGUGUUUUUAACUAAAUGUGUAAAUGUUAAAAGGUGACAUAUGUAAGAAUUAGGAGAGACCAAUAAUGAUCAUUGUCAUUUUAUCUGGCGGUCAUUCUUUGCCCUCUAGUGGUGGGUACAGUGUAACUGCACUGCUCUUUCAUUGUCUCAUCUCUGUAUGAUAAUAUGACAAUUAGCAAGACGUGUAUACACUGCAUCAUAAUGGCAUAUAAAUAUAUUUAAAGCAGAGUAAAACAGAAUAUGGAGGUUUGAAACUGUUUCUAGAGACAGACUAAAGAGAUCUUUAAUUCAUUGUAUAAUGGCUCUUUAAUAGAAAUACAAAUCUCAAAUGUUCUGCAGCAGAACUGCGUCAAAAAAAAUACUCUGUAGUCAAUCUAUUAUUAUUGUUAUUAUUUAACAAUAAACAUUAAACAAAAGGCAAA
Messenger RNA from Xenopus tropicalis (tropical clawed frog), 2456 nucleotides. It is a transcript of the gene ankrd1, whose product is annotated as ankyrin repeat domain 1 (cardiac muscle). NCBI's taxonomy places the organism in Eukaryota, Metazoa, Chordata, Amphibia, Anura, Pipidae. The record is from RefSeq and is marked provisional. Gene Ontology annotation, cellular component: cytoplasm; nucleus.